CUGCCUGCCGUUCCCUCACACACCAUAUGUCAUUACAGUGAAAAUAAUUUCGUUUUGCGCACUGCCAUCGUGCGGAUUUAUUUUUCCCCGUUUCCCGUGGUGCAAAGUGAAGAAAACUUACCCCAGUCCUUAGCAAUGGGUGACGGAGAGUGUUUAAAUGGUGCACGAUUGAAUGGCGGUUGUGCUGCGGAUGGCGUGAAAACACCCUUUCUAAUUGGCGUUGCUGGUGGAACGGCCAGCGGCAAGUCGACCGUAUGCAAACGCAUCAUGGAACAACUAGGCCAAGCUGAUAUGGACCAUACCCAGCGCCAAGUCGUCACUAUCAGCCAGGAUAGUUUCUAUCGCGAGCUGUCGGAUUUGGAAAAGGCGCGCGCCGAACGGGGUCUUUUUAACUUUGACCAUCCGAGCGCGUUCAACGAGGAUUUGAUGCUGCAAACGCUGCAGGACAUUCUGCACGGCAAAAAGGUGGAGAUUAGCGAGUAUGACUACCGCCGGAAUGCCGUCUCGGAAAAGAAAAUCACCAUCUACCCGGCCGACGUGGUACUGUUCGAGGGCAUACUGGUGUUCUACUUUCCCGCCAUUCGAGAUCUCUUUCACAUGAAGCUAUUUGUCGAUACCGAUUCGGACACCCGGCUGGCCCGAAGAGUUCCACGUGACAUUAACGAACGAGGACGAGACUUGGAUCAGGUGCUGAAUGCGUAUAUGAAUUUCGUAAAGCCAGCAUUUGAAGAGUUUUGCUCACCGACUAAAAAGUUUGCUGACGUUGUCAUACCACGAGGAGCUGACAAUACAGUUGCGAUCGAUCUGAUAGUGCAUCACAUAAAUGAGAUCUUGCAUCCGAGUGGCGGACUCAACCAGAACGGGCAUUAAAUCGCGUGGGGUCGUGUGUUGGUC
This is a messenger RNA of Anopheles merus, 894 nucleotides long. RefSeq names its product uridine-cytidine kinase-like. Gene Ontology annotation, cellular component: cytoplasm; cytosol. The record is from RefSeq and is a predicted model, not a curated record. Gene Ontology annotation, molecular function: kinase activity; ATP binding. NCBI's taxonomy places the organism in Eukaryota, Metazoa, Arthropoda, Insecta, Diptera, Culicidae.